Messenger RNA from Aspergillus viridinutans, 2835 nucleotides. It is a transcript of the gene hsp70, whose product is annotated as molecular chaperone Hsp70. The coding region runs from base 1 to 2835 and encodes 944 amino acids. Lineage: Eukaryota; Fungi; Ascomycota; Eurotiomycetes; Eurotiales; Aspergillaceae. Gene Ontology annotation, molecular function: ATP hydrolysis activity; heat shock protein binding; misfolded protein binding. The transcript has 4 exons. Gene Ontology annotation, biological process: vesicle-mediated transport; protein refolding; cellular response to unfolded protein. Gene Ontology annotation, cellular component: plasma membrane; nucleus; cytoplasm. The record is from RefSeq and is a predicted model, not a curated record.
AUGGCUCCCGCUGUCGGUAUUGACUUGGGUACCACCUACUCUUGUGUGGGUGUCUUCAGAGAUGACCGCAUUGAAAUCAUUGCCAACGACCAGGGUAACCGUACUACUCCCUCGUUCGUGGCUUUCACCGACACCGAGCGUCUCAUCGGUGAUGCCGCCAAGAACCAGGUCGCCAUGAACCCUCACAACACCGUCUUCGAUGCUAAGCGUCUGAUCGGUCGUCGGUUCCAAGAUGCUGAGGUUCAGUCUGAUAUGAAGCACUGGCCCUUCAAGGUCAUCGAGAAGGCCAGCAAGCCCGUCAUCGAAAUUGAAUUCAAGGGCGAGACCAAGCAGUUCACUCCUGAAGAGAUCUCCUCCAUGGUCCUGACCAAGAUGCGUGAGACCGCUGAGGCUUACCUCGGUGGUACUGUCAACAACGCUGUCAUCACCGUCCCCGCCUACUUCAACGACUCUCAGCGUCAGGCCACCAAGGAUGCUGGUCUCAUCGCCGGCCUGAACGUCCUCCGUAUCAUCAACGAGCCUACUGCCGCUGCCAUUGCCUACGGUCUUGACAAGAAGGCCGAGGGCGAGCGUAACGUCCUGAUCUUCGAUCUCGGUGGUGGUACCUUCGAUGUUUCCCUCCUGACCAUUGAGGAGGGUAUCUUCGAGGUCAAGGCUACCGCUGGUGACACUCACCUGGGUGGUGAGGACUUUGACAACCGUCUUGUUAACCACUUCGUAAACGAAUUCAAAAGGAAGCAUCAUCGUGGUCAUCGCUCGUCCCCGUUUCUUUUCAUCUUCUUUCGCCAUGGCAACAAGAUGUUCGCUACCGAGUCUGCAACCGAGAUCGCUACCGACAUUCAGACUUUGGUACGGACCAUCUGUUGGUCUCUCAUCGACGGAAAAACGUCCUGGAUCAACCCGAAGUUCAGUACCACUGUGUCUACAGAACAAAAGCUCACAGAGCUCUUUGUCCUUGCUCAGCUUACAUUCUGUACUGGAUUGGAACAAGUCCUCCUUGCCGCAACUCCUCCACCACUUGAGUGGUUUUUGCACCUUUCUUCCGAUAUUCCCAAAGAUGUGUGGGGUGUCUAUAUACUUGUUCUACAGAAGACUGGUUGUGAGGACCUUGUCUACGUGGGUUCCUCCACUGCAGUCUACCGUGGUCUCCGAGCAAGAAUCUCGCAACAUCAGCAAGGAGUGGCUGUGCCCCAUUAUGUGCGACGGGCGAAAGACAAUGGUUAUACCAUUGUUCACAGUUCUGUGCUGGUUUCUAUGGCAAUUCCUCCUCUGCUGGAAAUUGGCAAGUUUCGCUGUGUCACCCUUAUUCUUGAGGCAUGCUUUUCCUACGUGUUCUGGGGUAUGCUAUCCAAGGACAAGACGUACGGAUUCCCCAAGUGCCUGUGGUUGCCAUCGUCCUUCGAAUGGGGCGGGCUGUGCUCGCACAGUCCCCUCAUUGAGGGAUUCGACGAUUACGAUUGCUAUACUCCGGAACAACUUGAUCAGAUGGCUGCAGCUUCUCAAGAGAAAGACCGUGCCUACCAGCACGAGUAUGGAAAAGCUCUGCGUGCAAACCCUACCCCUGAAUUUCGGGCGAGGACAAAACGGAACAACGUCAUGCAGACAGAAAGGACACGAGCAAGACAACAGGAGGCUGUCGCUGCGAAAACUUAUAACUGCGAUCCCUAUCUCACCACCAACGCGCGGGCCCUGCGCCGUUUGCGUACCGCAUGCGAAAGAGCCAAGCGUACCCUCUCAUCUGCUGCUCAGACCUCCAUCGAGAUCGACUCUCUCUUCGAGGGUAUUGACUUCUACACUUCCAUCACUCGUGCCCGUUUCGAGGAGCUCUGCCAGGACCUCUUCCGCUCCACCAUGGAGCCUGUUGAGCGUGUCCUGCGUGACGCCAAGAUCGACAAGUCCUCCGUCCACGAGAUCGUCCUUGUCGGUGGUUCCACCCGUAUCCCCAAGAUCCAGCGUCUCGUUGCCGACUUCUUCAACAAGGAGGCCAACAAGUCCAUCAACCCCGACGAGGCCGUUGCCUACGGUGCUGCCGUCCAGGCUGCUAUCCUGUCUGGUGACACCUCUUCCAAGUCCACCAACGAGAUCCUGCUGCUCGACGUUGCUCCCCUCUCUCUCGGUAUCGAGACCGCUGGUGGUGUCAUGACUCCUCUGAUCAAGCGGAACACUACCAUUCCCACCAAGAAGUCCGAGACCUUCUCCACCUACUCCGACAACCAGCCCGGUGUGCUCAUCCAGGUCUACGAGGGUGAGCGUGCUCGUACCAAGGACAACAACCUCCUUGGUAAGUUCGAGCUUACCGGCAUUCCCCCCGCCCCCCGUGGUGUUCCCCAGAUUGAGGUCACCUUCGAUGUCGAUGCCAACGGUAUCAUGAACGUCUCUGCCGUCGAGAAGGGUACUGGCAAGACCAACAAGAUCACCAUCACCAACGACAAGGGCCGUCUUUCCAAGGAGGAAAUUGAGCGCAUGCUGGCUGAUGCCGAGAAGUACAAGGAGGAGGAUGAGGCCGAGGCUUCCCGUAUCCAGGCCAAGAACGGUCUCGAGUCCUACGCCUACUCUCUCAAGAACACCAUCAGCGAGGGCAAGCUCAACAUCAGCGAUGCCGAUAAGGAGAAGGUCUCCAGCAAGGUCGAGGAGAUCAUCAGCUGGCUCGACAACAACCAGACCGCCACCAAGGACGAGUACGAGUCCCAGCAGAAGGAGCUUGAAAGUGUUGCCAACCCUAUCAUCUCCGCUGCUUACGGUGGUGCCGCUGGCGCCGCCCCUGGCGGUGCCGCCCCCGGUGGUGCUACCCGCACUGCUGACGAGGUCGAGGAGCGCCCGGAGGAGCUUGACUAA